Molecule: messenger RNA, 2585 nt
Organism: Drosophila grimshawi
Lineage: Eukaryota; Metazoa; Arthropoda; Insecta; Diptera; Drosophilidae
Gene: RIC-3
Product: resistance to inhibitors of cholinesterase protein 3
Exons: 11
Coding region: 235-1902 (555 amino acids)
Biological process (GO): protein localization to cell surface; synaptic transmission, cholinergic
Cellular component (GO): neuron projection; intracellular membrane-bounded organelle; neuronal cell body
Source: RefSeq, a predicted model, not a curated record
AUAAUGCAACAUCAAGGAAAUUAUUAAUAAAGAAAAUUGCAUAAAUAAACGUAACAAAAAUGCGCCUACGCCAAAGUUAACCUCAAAUAUUCGAAAAAGAAAACUAACAAAACAACAAAAACAAACAACAUCAUUCAGCAUCAGUUAAAACACCGUAAUAAUUCUCAACUUGGAGUUCAAGCACAAACGGAGAGUUGCCUUAAGUAUUGAAGCUUUAACCAGGAAACGGCAAAAAUGUCCAAAACAAUGUCACAACAACAGGCAGCAGCAGCGGGGAAGGGGAAGCAUCGCACCGGAACGGAGGAGAGCAUGUCGCCAAAGAAAAUGGGCAUCAUUGCGAUCGUAACGGUUGUUGGUUGCAUUGCCAUCUUAUGGCCAAAGGUAUUCCAUCCCAUGAUGUUUGGCUCAGCGCCGCCAAUCAAGCCAAACUUUAAGGAUCAGCAACAGCGUGGCGGACCAGGCGGUUGUUGUGAUGUCGUACUUGACCGGGAAGAGUUUAUGAAUGCCUCAAAGCCGAGCCCCGAACCGUUUGGUCCACAUUUGUAUCGCAAGCAGAUCAAUUUGUACACAGGCGAAAUAAGUCUGCGUCAGGAACGACCAGCCCACCUGCAUCCGGAGUCCAUAUAUCAGGCGAUGCGUGAACGUGGGCGGGCAAUACCCGCCACGCCCACCGUCCCAAUUGUAGAGCGCAAGACUUCGCCGAGUAAUCCACCGCCACGGAUCGUCGACGGCCGGCCUGGACCGAUUCCGGGCAUGCGACCACCAAUGGGAGCGGGUGCCUUUCAUCAGCCCCAGCAAAGAGCUGGAAGCAGCAUGGGUUUCCUAAUGCCUCUGUAUACCAUUGGAAUCGUUGUCUUCUUUGGCUAUACAAUUAUGAAGAUUGUGUUUAAGAAGCAAGUGCCAAAUGCUCCAUAUGGACCCGCUCCAGGAGAUCCCAGUUUCCGCCAAGAAGUUUUUGGACAUCAGAAUCACAGUCAAGUGGAGGAUUUGGGCGGCACCAAAUUGGGUUGGCGCGAACAUCAGACAACAACAAAUCCUACGAACACCUUUUUAGGAACUGCGACGAGCGCAGCAAAUGGCAACAGGCGCAACAACGAUAAGGAACUCUACAAUGCCACAUUAUCGGCGACGGCAUUGGCCACAAAUCUGUCCACAUCGCUGAGGGCUCACCAGGAGCAGUGUCACAGUGCUCCGACUGGGCCAAAGAGCCUCGCUGAGGUGGAGAAAUCGCUGUUCAAUAAGGAGACGCAACAGUUGAUGGAAAUUGAAAAGUUGCGACAGAAACUCGAGGAUACGGAGCGUGAGAUGGCAAAGUUAAUUGCCGAAAUGAACACCGAUCAGUGUGAGGCAAAGCAAAAUGACGACAACGAAAAAUCGAAUUUGACAAAUGUAGAAAACCAAAACAUUUCCAAUGGGCAAACAGCAAGAAACGACCAAGAGCAGAACAUGGCUAAAACUAAGCAACAACAACCAUCACAACAACAAAGGAAACAACGCGACAUCAGCGCUGAGCGCGAAAUGACGGUUCUUGGCAUGGAGUUAACAACUAGUUGCGAGGGCGGUCAAAGAUGGACCGGAAGACCUCCAACGCCAGUUUAUCGCACAAAUAGUGGAUAUUCCAAAUUGGAAGAAAAACUACCCGAGCCGCAGUCCAUUUAUUUGGAGGGCGCCUUGGCACACGACUCACAGAUUUUGGUGGCCGAUUCACAGACGAGACGUGAAGAGGUCUAUGACACUGAACUCAAUGGAUCCAUUGAUGAGCCGGCCGUCAUACUCAGCAGCAAGAUGACGUUAUCAUUGAUUAAUUUGGAUGCAAAUCAACAAAAUGGUAACGAUAACAAACCGGAAAUCGAGAGUCCCUUGGCUGAUGACAUUGAAAUAAUUGGACACGACGAACACUAAAUACGUGUAGUGCUCAUAUAUAUAUUGCAAACUAUAUAAUAUAUAUACAUAUAUAUAUUUGUUAUGCUCAUAUAUCGUUGUUAGGGCAGAACGACAAUGCAGUCAACAAUCGCAUUGUCUUUUAUCAAAAAACUAGUGCCACACGUUUGAAAGAUAUGAGUGAAAUUUGACAAAUUCACCGCAAAUAUUAUGACUGAUUAAACAAAGAAAAAAAAAAUAGAACCUGAUCAUAAUUUGACAUUUGAUUUGUAUAUAAUUAUUGCUUAUGUAUUGUGCGUCUUUUUUAUAUCGAUUUUGUUUUCGAAAUCAUUUAGUUUUUUUGCUUUGUGUCUGCUCCUGUUUGGUCAACUGAACUCCUAAGUGUAUGCCAACAAAAAAGAAUUCAUAGAAUGGAUAUUUAUACUCCUUAUUUAAAUCGCAAGAUAUUAUGUGUAUAUUAUUUAGUUGAAAUGCAAAUUAAACUAGUCUACCCCCAUCGAUUUAAGAACUUAACGUAUUCAUAUUUAAAAUCAAAAUCGUCUAUAAUUAUAAAUGGUCGUUUUCGAAAUAAUUUACAUCCUCACAUUGAAGCCCAUACAAAAAUUUUCAAUUGCACCUCAUGUUUAACGAAUAUGUAAUUAAUGUUAGUGCCACAGUGUUUUUUGAAAUUAGUUUAAAUAAAACAGAAUACGUAUGAAAUGAAA